UGGGGAGUCACAUGUUAGUUGUCAAUCUAACGUCAGACUUUCUUAAACGUCACUGACACUGUUAUGCGGACAAUUAUUUUAAUCAAUUAAUAAAAAUAGUCGAUUUGAAGCGGUAGCAAGUGUGAGGUGGGCUGUCGUAACGGUCUGGAGCCAGAAAAUUGAUGGGGAAUCCGCAUUCACUCACCAAACUCAAUGUGUCAUAAUUUCCAAUUAAGUGUCAAUCACGAUGAAAAAACUGUUUUCUAAAAUCGAAACUAAAAUAGAUAACACUUCGAAGGAAGGUAACAGUUACAUAGGAAAAGUGUUCACAGUCGGCCGCCAAACGGUAACCGUCGAGGAUAUUCUAGCCGAAGGUGGUUUUGCGAUCGUGUAUCUGGUAAAGGGCACCAAUGGCACGCGCUACGCACUCAAACGAAUGUACGUUAAUAACGAGCAGGACCUUAACGUUGCCAAACGUGAAAUUCAAAUCGCUAGCAGUUUAAGUGGCCAUAAAAACAUCAUUGGUUAUGUAGAUUCCAGUUUGACGGCCACAGGAGGGGGCGUUUAUGAAGUAUUGUUGUUGAUGCCUUAUUGUCAGGAAAACGUUUUCGGUCUUAUGAAACAACGUGGCAAAGCGAAUUUUACGGAACAUGAAGUUCUGACCAUUUUCUGUGAUACUUGCGAGGCCGUGUCACGAUUGCAUCACUGCAAAACUCCAAUAAUUCAUCGUGAUUUAAAGGUAGAAAAUAUUUUGGUAGGUGAAAAUGGUAACUACGUGAUAUGUGAUUUUGGUUCGGCCACUGCGAAAGUAUUAAACCCGGCUGAUAAGGGGGUUGCUCCCGUUGAAGAAGAGAUUAAACGGUACACAACACUGAGUUAUAGGGCACCUGAGAUGGUCGACAUGUAUUGUGGCAAACCAAUCACGACGAAAGCUGAUAUUUGGGCUCUUGGCUGUUUAUUGUAUAGAUUAUGCUUUUUUACGUUACCGUUUGGUGAAAGUACUUUAGCUAUACAAAGUGGGAACUUUAGCAUUCCAGAUAAUUCGAAAUAUUCGAAAGGUUUACAUCAGCUAAUGCGCUACAUGUUGGAGCCCGAUCCUGACAAAAGGCCUGACAUUUUCCAAGUCAGCUGCGUCGCCUUUCAACUCCUUUCGAAAGAAAACCCCGUCAAAAACCUAAUGAAAUCGCCCAUUCCCAAGCUGGAGGACCUUCCAGUGCCUCCGUUCGAGUCCGAACUGAAGAAAGCUCAAGUCAAAGUGUACAACAAAACGCCGGCAGCCCCCAUCGUGGAAGGCACGAGUGUGAUGCCCCGCCAGCGUCCCAAAGGAAGCUCCACAACACCUCUCAACCUUAACAACAUCCCACUAACCCUAAGUCCCAGUCCUACCACCAGUAAAAAAUCACAAAGUCCCGUAACUCAACCACCUGUUACCACAUACCCUUCUAAUUUUCAGACCCAACCAACAUUCGAACCCGUCAAGCAAUUGGACUCCCUCUUUCAGUCUUCCAUCUAUCCUGAUCCCUUUCGAGACGAUAAUAAUGCAACUGAAUCGCCAACAAACGAGGCUAAUAAUGGGGGCGCCCAAGUCAAAUCGCCUGCCUCACCCGAAAACCCCCUAUUUGGUUCGGGGAAUUUGAAUCAGGGGGCACCCGCAAAACCGAGUUUGACUGAAUCAAGUAGUUACGUGGGGGCGACGAUGACGCCGCCCUCUACACCGACCUUGGCCGUACCCAAAGGACACCGGAGGAACAUGAGCGACACGACGGCGUUUAAUAAGGUUUAUGCCUCGGAAACGUCGCAGUUUCUGGCCCCUUAUGAGUCGUCCAUGAAGCCGCGCAGCAGCGAUUCGCCUGAAAUGAUAAAGGGGCCUCUGGUGCCCCCUGGCGUUUCGGCAUCAACUGCUGAUAUAAACCACCCGAUAGCCCCCGAUAGUCGAUCACUUUCGGCCGACGUGGCUGACUGGAAUCCCUUCGAGGAGCCCCCUUUUAGUCAAAUGACGGAAGACCACAUUUUCGGUGAAGAAUUCGAUAAGAUUAGGAGAGGAAGUCAGAGUAGUAUUCAAGGUGUUAAGUCAAGAGAAAGUCUAGUAAUGUCGGUGUCUGAAGAUCCGUUCGGUUGUGCACCGUUCAGUCUUCCAGUCAGGUCACGUGAUCGUAUUAACAAGACUCAGCUCCAGUUCUCAGUUUUGACGCAAAAAAUCAAAGAAGAUGAUCAAGAAUUGAUCGCUUAUUCGCCCCCUCAACAGUCCGAAACGGAAGCACCUUUGAUUCAAACCGAAUUAGUCACAUCACCACCGUACGUCAAAGCGCCACUUGAAGACCGUUCCAAGUACGAAAAACUAACACAGAGUAAUUACAUCAGUUCCGAAAGUAGUUCAGACGAAAAUAACGCCGAUAAAGUGAAAAAGAAGCGUAAAACAAUACCGGAAAAACUACAAUCGGUUUAUAAAACUGUCGAAUUGCCGAUCAAGUUCCGCAACGAGAAAAAAACACAAAAGAAGGUGAAACACAAGAGUGACUCUGUCGAUAUUGAAUCGGACGAUUCGAUUGGUUCGGCUAGUGAUUUGCGAAUCGACGAAGACACAGAACAUGUUAAAGGGGACGCGAUUAGCGAAACAGUUAGCGAAAGUAUUAAAACGUGCGGCUCGUCGGCUUAUCACGCUGAAUGCGAAAGCAUGGCAACGCACGAAGACGACAGCACUAAUCGAAUGAUAAGAGCGAAAAUUAAGGAGGAAGCAAAAAAGAGCACAGUUCAAGAUGAAGACAUGCUCUUCGUUGGUCAUAAAUACGGCGAUAAGCCGUUGCUAUUGGACGACGAAUUGGACUCGGACUGUGAGGUCAAGUUCAAACAAUGGCCUGAAAAACGCGCCGCCACUGAUUUGUGGAUUCCCCCAUCCAGCAGUUUCGAAGACGAAGAUGUUUUCGCUUUGGCGCCGUUCAACAAACCACGAUCCAAAUCAAAAACUGAGAAAAACUCAAACCCGUUCCUCGAUUUUCCGAAUCCGGUCCAAAGCACGUCGAGUUACGGCACAGUGACUGUAAAUUCGAAUUUCAUUAAUAUCGAAAUUCCCGCCAACUUCAACGUGACCCGAUUCGAGUCGAACUUCACCGAAGUCGACCCCUAUUUCCCGCCACCGCCCGAAACCAAAGAAAUUAUCUACGAAAAUGUCAAUAUUCCCGAAAAGACCGAACCGGGGUACGAUUUGUUCGAUUUCGCACCCACCGAAGUCGAGCCUGUCUCGAACGUUACCUUUAGUCUAGAAGCCAGCCACCACAAACACAAGAAAGACAAGAAGAAGUCCAAGUACCAUUUGAUCGAUGAGAGCGUUAGUGACGAGAGCCCCAGUAUUAAUUUUCCCAAGAGUGCGAAAAUUGUUAAGCCCGGUUACCGGAAAGUGGCGAAAAACAAGUCGCACAAGUGCAAGACGAAAUCGCAAGGUGGGUUUAGUAAUAUGAGUUUUGAGGAUUUCUCGUCCGAUGAUCGCGAAGAGGUCGAACGGUCUGUGAUGAUGCCUUUUGAAGUGUUGCGUAGUCCCGAACAGGAGGAUAGGAAAUUUGCAACAAAACGGAUCAGUAAUCCGUUUUCUUAAGCAGCUUUGUGACGUAAGGCAGCUGUGGUUUUGUUACUAUUUAUUCAAAUUCAAGCUUAUGCGUGGUAAGGCCACGAUUUAUUUAUUCAAACUGAUGAUAUUGGCAUACCUGGUUGGGGGUCCCCUUAUUAACUUGUGUGACAUUUAUCAAAUAUGGCGUUAGGACUUUUUCCACGGCACUGCGAUUUGGGUAAAAAUUUUGAGCACGUUUACACGCCGUUUUGUGAUCGUUAUUAAAAGACCAAAUCUAGGCUUUGUGCUUUGAUACUUGAUGUUAGGGGUCGUACAAUGAAUAAAUAACACAUUUACUAUCACAUUUCUAAACAGAAAUUUCUUUAUUUCCAACAUUUUAAUAACAACGCUGUGUAAACGUAGUCAUAAAUCACGAUUGCCGUGAAUGACGACAUUUUGUUAAAUGUCAAAAAUUUAAGUGAUGGUGAUUGUGUCCAGGUAUGUUAAUUUAUUUUUUGUGUUAGUAGUUGAAGACAAGACUGUAAUUAUUACGUUACUUAAGCAUUAUUUAAAGUCUGAGUAAAACUGCGUCAAGUGUUUCGGUGCCUUUUCCAAUCAAAAUUUGCAAAAGAAUAACGAAUGAAAACGCUACCAAUCCGUUGAUAAUAAUAAGCCAAAGUGUAAGCAAACUUGAAUUUCCUACAUAUAGCAAGUCAAUUAAAACGCUUUUAUUGUGACAUCUAGGUCCUGUUUCUAGUGUAUAAGAUAUGAAACCUAGUUGAUGUUUAAAAGAUUAUUUAUUUAUAAAAAAAGAAGUGUAUACAUUGUUCGUAUAAAAACAUUCCAUUUAUUUAUAUUUGUAGUACUAUUUAAAUAUUAAUUGCACUUUUGUAACUUGUAAUAUUUUAUAAAACGCAUACAAAUAAAUUUGUUGUCUUAAA
Tribolium castaneum (red flour beetle) is the source of this 4461-nucleotide messenger RNA. RefSeq names its product Numb-associated kinase (gene Nak). Lineage: Eukaryota; Metazoa; Arthropoda; Insecta; Coleoptera; Tenebrionidae. Bases 227 to 3568 code for a protein of 1113 amino acids. The record is from RefSeq and is a predicted model, not a curated record. Gene Ontology annotation, biological process: protein phosphorylation. Gene Ontology annotation, molecular function: protein kinase activity; ATP binding. The transcript has 10 exons.